CACUGUGUAUAUAUUUGGAGGGUUCAACAGUCUCCUCCUGAGCGAUAUCCUGAGGUAUACACCAGAAAGCUGUGAAGCUUAUGACAAUGAGACAUCUUGCUUGAGAGCAGGUCCUGGAAUCAGGUGUGUGUGGAACACCACUUUUUCUCUGUGUGUCCCAUGGGAAAGAGCAACAGUAGAGCAACAACAAAAAGUUUUCGAAGAAUGUCCUUCUAAACCAGAUCAUGAAAAAUGUAAUCAGAUUACAGACUGCUAUAGCUGUACAGCAAAUACAAAUAACUGUCAAUGGUGCACUGACCAGUGUAUCCUAAAGCAUAACAACUGCACAGAAGAUCAGGUACCCAUUACUGAAUAUGAUAAAUGCCCCAAGGAUAACCCUGCAUAUUAUUGUAACAAAAAGACAAGUUGUAAAAGCUGUGCCAUGGAUCAGAACUGUCAGUGGGAGCCCAGGAAUCAAGAGUGCAUAGCUUUACCUGAAAAUAUCUGUGGAGCAAACUGGCAUUUGGUUGGCAACUCGUGUUUGAAAAUCAAUAGCACAAAAGAGAGCUAUGACAAUGCUAAAUUGGCAUGCAGAACUCACAAUGCUCUACUGGCAUCUCUCACAACCCAGAAGAAGGUGGAAUUUCUUCUAAAGGAGCUGCAGAGAAUGCAGUCUUUGCCCAAAACUUUGACCCCAUGGGUUGGACUGCGGAAGAUCAAUGUGUCGUACUGGUGCUGGGAAGACAUGUCUCCGUUUACAAACACCUUGCUCCAGUGGCUGCCUGGGGAACCAAGUGAUGCUGGAUUUUGUGGAUAUUUAGCUGAGCCUUACCAGCAGGGAUUGAAGGCCGCAACAUGUAUCAACCACGUUAAUGGCAGUAUCUGUGAAAGGCCUG
Messenger RNA from Terrapene triunguis (Three-toed box turtle), 875 nucleotides. Its product is annotated as attractin-like. NCBI's taxonomy places the organism in Eukaryota, Metazoa, Chordata, Testudines, Emydidae. The transcript is spliced from 5 exons. The annotation marks the transcript as partial. The record is from RefSeq and is a predicted model, not a curated record.